Messenger RNA from Homarus americanus (American lobster), 3471 nucleotides. Its product is annotated as WD repeat-containing protein 46-like. NCBI's taxonomy places the organism in Eukaryota, Metazoa, Arthropoda, Malacostraca, Decapoda, Nephropidae. The record is from RefSeq and is a predicted model, not a curated record. Gene Ontology annotation, molecular function: protein binding. The transcript is spliced from 11 exons. Bases 207 to 1898 code for a protein of 563 amino acids. Gene Ontology annotation, cellular component: small-subunit processome; nucleolus; 90S preribosome. Gene Ontology annotation, biological process: maturation of SSU-rRNA from tricistronic rRNA transcript (SSU-rRNA, 5.8S rRNA, LSU-rRNA).
AACUACUGCAGGAUGAAUCAUGAAAGGCCUCGGCCCACACCUCUUGACCUCUAAUAUUAACAACAGGGAACCAGGCUACUACGGUCAAACCAUCAGUCAUAUGUGUAGGCUUCAGAUGGUGAAUUAAGUCAGUUGUGGCUGUCAACAAGACCACGUGUGUCCAGGGAGGUGCUGUACUACACUUACCUCUACUCUUAACUACACAGAUGGCACCAAUUGUCAGUGAACGAAAAGGGAAAAGGAGAAGAGGGAAGAAGCCAUGGCAAAGAAAUGCGUUGAAAUCAGAAGUGAAGGACGAAGUCCGUGUAACAGUGAACAAGGAGAAAACAACACCUCAGAAGUACCCGGGGAGGAAAAUUGUGGACCCAAAACUAUUACAGAAGUACAGUAAAGGACAAGGUGUUCGGGUCAACAGCGUUGGUAAGAACUCCUACAUGAAGCAUAAAUUAAAAAUAAAAGAAGAAAAGAUAAGACAAGCUGAAGAAGAAGCAGCUAGAGCAGAGGUCCUACUGACAGAAACUAGUGGUCAGUUGGAAGCAGAGGAAGAUUCAUACACUGCACACAUCAGACAGAGAGACAUCAGAGAUGCAGUGGACAUCACCUCAGCUGCUAAAAGCUUUAAUCUUACUCUCAAUCAGUUUGGUCCAUACAAAAUGCAGUUCACUCGAAAUGGACGACAUCUUGUACUGGGAGGAAGAAAGGGUCACUUAGCAGCCAUGGACUGGAUUACUAAGAAACUACACUGUGAAAUAAAUGUUAUGGAAUCUAUCCAUGAUGUUUGUUGGCUGCACACAGAGGGCAUGAUGGCUGCUGCACAAAAAAAAUGGGUUUAUAUAUAUGACAAUCAAGGAAUUGAAAUUCAUUGCUUAAAACAGAUGGACAGAGUGCUGCAACUUGAGUUCCUCCCUUAUCACUUUCUCCUGUGUUCUGCGAGUGAGAAUGGGCAUUUGAGUUGGCUUGACAUCACUUUAGGCAAGGAAGUGAUUCAGGUUUACACACAUAAGGGUCGCCUGAAUGUCAUGUGUCAGAACCCUUACAAUGCAGUGCUGUGUUGUGGUCACCCGAAUGGCACAGUAUCAAUGUGGACACCUAACAGUAAAGAACCUGUGACCUCCAUCUUGUGUCAUCCUCACCCCAUAAGAGCUUUAGAUGUUGAUCCCACUGGCAGGUACAUGGUCACAGCAGGAGCUGAUAAAGUAAUGAAGAUUUGGGAUGUGCGACGGCUAGGAGAGUGCCUACAGUCAUUCAAGAUUAACUCCGGAGCAUCAACUGUUAAAUUCUCACAGAAAGGUUUAUUAGCUGCGGCCAUGGGUAAUGUUGUGGAGGUGUAUCGGGAUGUGACCACUGGGGUAACCCGUGAGGCAUACAUGUGUCACAAGUCGGGCAGUGUGAUAACUGACUUGCAGUUUUGUCCCUACGAAGACAUACUCGGGAUCUCCACUUAUCGUGGAUACUCAAGUUUAAUUAUUCCAGGGGCUGGUGAACCAAACUAUGAUGCUCUGGAAGCCAACCCCUACAUGAGUGUGUCGGGCCGCAGGGAAGCAGAGGUCAAAGCUCUUCUUGCCAAAGUACCGUCAAAGCUUAUCACUCUGGACCCUCUAAGUAUUGGUCAGGUUGAUACUCCAAGGCUGCAGGAAAAAUUAGAUGCCAAGAAUGCCUUACUACACAUUCGCAAGCCAACAAUUGAUUUUACACCACGUUACCGAAUGAAGGGCAAGAGCGGCUCUGCACAGACCUUCAAACGUAAGCAAAAAGUGAAGGAGGGCAGACAGCGAGAGUUCCUCCAGGCUGCAAUUAUUCAGCGAGACAGCUUCAAGUUAGGGAAGGAAAAGAAUUUAGAGUCUAAACCAGCUGAAAUUCUUGAUCGUUUUAAGCCAAAGAAAAUAAAAAAAAAGUGAUAAUCAUUUUGAUUCUUUUCUAGCUUGUCGUUCUUAGUCAGGCGGCUCUUGUCACUGAACAUGUCUUGGCCAUCAUGCUGUGCCAAUAUUUUACAGCUGAGGGCUGAGCUUAUGACCACCCUUUGCCAAUUGGUCAUCCUUAGAAGAGGAAGAUUAGAAUCAGUGGUUCUCUCUGGAGACAGGAGGUGCAAUAAGAGCUAAUUACCAGGUCAAUACUUAAUCCCACCACUAUGAGUUACCAUCUUAGACAUCGAGAACAGUACACCAUCUUCCCUCAGUCCUUAGUGACUUACAGAAUGAUCACAACUGCUUCACUCUCCAGUAUUCUGCAUGACCAUUAAAAAGAGCUAAGGGUCUUCCCAGUUGUAACACCAAGGAUAGUUAUUAAGUGAGGAUAUAGAAGUUUUAUGUGUUAUCAGUGUUGUCAUAAACAUAAGAGGACAUGUUUGUGUAUGAUAUUGUUGUGGGGGAGUUGAGUCUGAACAUUAAUACCAUUGUCUGUGAACCCGAUGUAGUCAUAUUCAGUACCUCGAUAUCCUUGUAUUACUAGUGGCUAGGAAUAAUCUUGUAUGGGCCCAUUCUCUUCUAAAUCUGAAAUACAGUACUCCUCGUAAUUAUGUCAUAUACUGUACCUAUUAUUAUGAUAAGGUGCCUCCUGGCCUUGAAUACAUGUGGGACAUAACAUUCACCUGUUGUUAGAAACAGUAUUUACUGAGUAUUGUGUUAACCUUAUUCUUUUAUAUUGUGCACUCCCUGAUAUUGUGCUCAUAAAUAGUCUUUGUAUUGGAGACAAAAUUUAAUAAUUAAGCAAUUCAGUGCAGAUGGAUGAGCUGCAAUAUACUUUUAGGAUUUGAAUCAAAGUUCUUCUUGGGGAGGAUGGAGGUGAUGAGUUACAACAAGCUUGUGGGAUACUGUGGACUCCAACCAUCUGGUCUUGUUGAAUUGAAUUGAAACAGUUUAUCUAGCGUUCAAAACACAGGUGCAGAGUGGAUAAUAAUGACGUGGCAGAGCCAGUUGAGAACCUGAACUCUCUUUGAGGCACCUGAUAGUUACUAUACAUUUAUCUCAAGGAAGUAUUAUGUAACAUUUAGUAUCAUCUGGAAUAGUACAAUAGCAUGGUAGUAAUAAGAACAUCUCAUAGUGUUACCACGGUUAUCACAUGAUUAAUUUUUCUGAGUGUUUUUAGCCAGGGAAGGCCAGGUGUAUGGGACUUGCUUAUCCUUGAUGUGUACACACACAAUAAAACUAUCUGCCCACCUGGGUCCAAUGUACAGCAGUUUUAGUUUGGUUGUCAAGGAAUCACAACUAGUGAUCAGAAUUGUUCGUCCAUUGUAUCAGUGAGAAAAGAGGCAGACAGUUUUGUGUGUGUACAGAUUGUAUCGUGGGUAUUCUUGAUCAAACUCAGUAUUUUCUCCAUCUUGAGGUUUUGUUCUUUAUUAUUGGUAUCUUAUUUUAACUACUAUAGUGCAUUUUUUCCCACUUGAGAAGAGAUGCCCCGCCUCCUCUUCAAGAGUUACAGCUGAUUGGCUAUUGAAAAUCUGUCCAAUUUCGUCCUGAAGUAAUGAUGUAUUUC